This is a messenger RNA of Nematostella vectensis (starlet sea anemone), 1068 nucleotides long. Its product is annotated as ras-related protein Rab-32. The transcript has a single exon. NCBI's taxonomy places the organism in Eukaryota, Metazoa, Cnidaria, Anthozoa, Actiniaria, Edwardsiidae. The record is from RefSeq and is a predicted model, not a curated record. Bases 109 to 813 code for a protein of 234 amino acids.
GGCACAUAGAGAUUUACUUCCGCAACGUGUGUUGCGUGACAAGCUUCGUACCCGGCAAGGAUGUUCAUAUUAUGAUCCAUGAAAAAAAAUUAAUUCAAGAAUCAGAGAAUGGGACAACCCAACACAACAGAGACGAGGAUCUACUCUGAUAAUAAAUUCAUUCAUAACCGAAAGAGACGUUGGUGGCUUUUCGAGCGACGAUUCAAAAGCCAAUACGAACUAAACAUCAUUUGUGUUGGAGAUUUCACUUAUUCACCUUGUACGCGAUCUGAUAUCUUACAAGACUAUAUAAAUCAUAGAGCUCUGGAAGAUAGCACAACCUCUUGGCCGACUGUCCGUGUUCGACUCCAUAUAAGCAAAGUAUCUUGGAGCACCAAAAAGCCAAAAUCAAGACGUGAUAUUACAGUUAACAUCUUGGAUAUUUCGCAACCGGAAAUCGAUUCUUCUGUGACUCGAAUCGAUUGUUUUAGGGAGGCCGUGGCAGCAUUGGUAUUUUGCGGACCCCACAAUCCAAACAGUCUAUCUGGGUCUUUACGUUGGCGAAAUGAUGUUAUAAGAGCUAAGGGAAGUGCUAUACCGAUGGUUCUAGUCGUCGAUAAUCUACCGAGCAAUCCGGGUAAGGGAUCAAAGGAAUGGAUUGGACCGGGGUUGCUAUUUGGAAAUAGAGAAGAGGUGGAUCAGUUUUGCUCUGAAAAUGGGUUUUUCUCUUGGCAUGAGCUCAGCUCAGGUGAUGGUUAUUCGGAAGCGAUGGAGAGGGCGAUUAAUUGUCUGAUAGAAAAGGUACAAGAAGAUUCUGAUCUACUGAAGAACUGAUAAUGAAACGACGGACCAGGGGUUGGGGGAUUGCUGUUGAUCACACCCAAAGUGCUAUCAAUCCCUCAGGGUUUAAAUUAAUUUUCCCGGCGAUCACCCCAUUUUACAUUUUCAUGGGAGUCCCCCUGGCAAUUGUAAAUACUCCAAACAAUUUAUGUUUUUAUUUUAUUUUUUCUGUCUACCAUCAUACCCUCAGGGGGGGAUACUCAGGUUAUUAUUGUCUUUUAUAUUAUUAAAUAAAAAAUGUAACUGUCA